AACGUCUAUCGGAACGUUAAACGUAGAGAAACAAAAAUGGCGUAAAUUGUUGAAUGUCAAUAGUUGAAAAUGUGUAAAAAGUAAAUAAAAAUGUUUUCGUUGCCAGAAUGUUUGUUAUCGUGUGUUAUACUGCUUCUGUAUAGUUCAAAAACAUGUUCAGGCGACAUCCCGUCCCCCUCCCUAGCACUGUUCAUGCCAGGCGAGCUGGAGUUCACAGAGGUACUCGUGCGCCGAGUCCAUGAUAACCUGACGCUGGUCUGCGAGCUGCGAGGGGAUCUCACUCCGAGGAGCUUCGUGUGGAACUAUAUGGGGGAUAAUGGCACGGUUGGGGAUGUCAUACUAAAAGGCGAGCCAAAAGGUAUAACUGCGAACAGUACCCUCACCAAAUUCGAUCUUCAAGCAUCAGACAGCGGGCAGUACCUAUGUUCAGCCCCACCGUUCAGUGUCAGCAAGUAUAUACUAGUCCAGGGGCGAGGCCCUACCUACUGCAGACGCGGUGCCUUCUGGUGCGGGCAGCGCUGCAUCGCGGCGCAGUACCUGUGCGACGGCCGGCGCGACUGCGAGCGCGCGGAGGACGAGGCCGCGCCUAUGUGUCCGCCUCUUGUGUGCUCUGGUAGCGACAAGCUGAACUGUUCGUCAGGGCGGUGCAUCUCGGAGUCGGCUUGCUGUAAAACGAGCAGUUCUCUCUGCCAGCACCCGUCCUGCUGCGACGAGCAUCCUCGAUACUCCCGGCUCGAAGGCUACGUGGACGUGGAAUAUCCGCCGCUAUACGAGGACCGACACGCGGGAGACGACUAUGGCUUCAUACAGUCUACUAUCUAUACUGUUACUGCUUGCGCCUUAAUCUUCAUGAUAGCAGUAGUACUGCUAGUGUCAGCUAUCUGCAAGAUGCACAUGAAGCGAGCUGCGUUACGCUCGUAUGCUCACGCCGACAGAGCUACUCGGCAGCAUUACUGUGUGCAGUAUGCUCAGACGCAGCGGUUCCCGCCGUGCUACGAGGCGUCGCGGCUGCUGGAGGCCGAGCGAGCCGACAACACCGACUCGCCGCAACACAGCGCUGAUAGAACGCAGGCACAGCAGUCGGCUCGUCCGGAGUCUCCAGUGCCGGAGUCGCCGGGUGAGGGCGCGGGGGCGGAGCGCCCCGGCUUCGGACUCGCUCGUCUGUCCGCUAUAUUCUCCUCGCGAUACCGACAGGUACCAACACAAAGCGACGUAGAACUCACAAACGUACGUUCUUCAUCACUAAACAAUUCACCAACCAGGAAUCGAACUCUAGACAACUACCGGAGCCCUACCUACUGCGAUUUGAACGCCUCAGAGUUCUACUUCACAAACCCAGAGACCGGGGACUUUGGCCGAGACCUCAACUAUAUGGCAACACCCGUAGAUUACAUGAGGAGGUCCAACACAGCCCUCGAAAGGGUCAUAGACCAUCUAGACAGGCAACGGUUGACCCUACAACUAGGUAGGUUCCAAUUAACUAUACCUAGGUUCGGACGGAGAUCAGAAAAUGACCGCAGACCUGACACACCGAACGUUGCAGAAAUUAAUAUUGAUGAUUUAGAUUUUGUGAGAAUGACUUCACAUGAUACGUAUACUCUAAAUGGUAGGACUAUUAGGUUGUUGGGGGCUAAUUUUGAAAAUUACCCCGUUCUCCCCGAUGGGACGAGGCCUCCUCCAUACAAUGAAGCGAUGAGAUGCAAAUUUUUUGGACCUCCACCUGAGUAUUUGAGUCGGGAAGGUCUCAAUUCAAGAGUUGAUGAAGAAGCUAGGAAUAAUGUUGAAAUGCCGCCCUGCUAUGAUGAAUUAGCUACCGGUGAAAAUACAGGUACUCAAAGUAAUCCUUCUUGUUCUAAUAGUUCGUCAAAUAACGGUAAUGUAACGGAAAGUAACGCUGAAAGUAACGGUAACGACAGUGUAAGAGAUAGAGCUUUAGCAGUUUCUAACACCAGUGAUGAAAAUAACGUUGCAAGUAACAGUUUGAAUAACGUUGCAAGUAACAGUUUGAGUAACGUUACAAGUAACUUAAAUAACGUUACGCAAACGUAUAAUAAUAACGUAGUUACAAGCCCACCUGUAACGGUCAACGAAACGGUUAUAGAUUCGAAUAUGAACAACGUGCAAAGUAUAAGUUCUAUUAUAAAUAACUUGCCUGCAAUUGAUAGUGAUGUGAACGCUAACGAAACAACUAUUAACUGUUAAUAACCGUUACUUUUAACGUUACUUUACGGCAGCUAUACUUAAAAACAGCUAUCAUUAAAUCAAGUCACAAAAAUAACGUAUUUUUCACACUACAUUCGACAU
Molecule: messenger RNA, 2304 nt
Organism: Helicoverpa armigera (cotton bollworm)
Lineage: Eukaryota; Metazoa; Arthropoda; Insecta; Lepidoptera; Noctuidae
Exons: 10
Coding region: 91-2202 (703 amino acids)
Molecular function (GO): protein binding
Source: RefSeq, a predicted model, not a curated record